GUUGGUUUGGCCGGGACAAGUUCGUAGCCUAGGAAACGGGUGUAGCUACAAGACAACAACACUGAUAAGUCAAUUUUCUUAUCGUGUUAUAUAAAUCCUAAAAUAUCCAUUUACCUUUGUCAUAAAAUAAAUAGUUUUGGCAUCCUAAAAAAACUGUGUAAAGGAGACGAUCAUCUGGGGCUAUGAUAAUUUUGACAGUUCAAAGUAUGGCUGGCAGACUUUGAGUGUGGCGACGAGGUGCUUGUGGAGUCGUCGCCGCCUGCCUCGCCCGUCAUGGCUGCUCGGCUCGCGGCCCCAGCGCAGGGUUCGACGGCAGGCGCCGGGGGCGGAGGCUCUCCGAGUAGUACAGUGCGUGAGCUCAUCGUCAUACCGGAACUGCCAAACUCUAUACAUCUUCAACACGCCAUUCAACAGGUGUCGAGCACGGUGGUGGAGGUGAACGGCGACAGCUCCGGACACUCUAGCCCCACUGCAGAAGCUCAGCAUACAUAUAUAACUGUCGCAAUGCAGGGCGCAUGGCAGGCCGGCUCGCUGCACGUGAAGGAGGAGCUCAGUGACCAGGAAAGCAAGUGCGGUAACGGAGUCAAUUAUCAUGUGCAGUAUGUGGAGCCCCAGGAAAUUUACACUCAAGGUCACCAGCCACAGAUGGAGACUCUCCGCACGUACCCUGUAUACGGCGUCACUACCGUGGCUCCGGCCACCACGGAGGCGGCCGCUGACAACACGUGGGCGGGCGGCGCCACAGCUGAGUAUACUGCCUACGGCGUCGUGGUGGCGGGGGACGAGGCGGAGGCGCCUGCGUCGCCGGCCACGCCCGCCGCUGGUCCUCAGGUGCGCAUGCCGCCCGCCACCGUGCAGUGGCUGCUCGACCACUACGAGACCGCUGAAGGCGUGUCUCUGCCACGUUCGACGCUGUACUCGCACUACUUGCGCCACUGCUCGGCGCACCGGCUGGACCCGGUGAACGCGGCGUCGUUCGGUAAACUCAUACGGUCCGUGUUCGUGGGCCUGCGCACGCGCCGCCUCGGCACCCGCGGCAACUCCAAGUACCACUACUACGGCAUUAGGGCCAAAGCUAACACCGGCGACUCGCCGCCCGCCCUCGAUGUCAGCGAUGAGAAGACCGAACUGGUAGAACCACAGGUGAGUGCACGCAACAUACGGGUUUCUUGAUGCGUAAAAACGUGUGAUCGU
Molecule: messenger RNA, 1194 nt
Organism: Diatraea saccharalis (sugarcane borer)
Lineage: Eukaryota; Metazoa; Arthropoda; Insecta; Lepidoptera; Crambidae
Source: the annotation of a GenBank genome assembly